This is a messenger RNA of Lactuca sativa (garden lettuce), 2089 nucleotides long. RefSeq names its product calcium-dependent protein kinase 9. The record is from RefSeq and is a predicted model, not a curated record. NCBI's taxonomy places the organism in Eukaryota, Viridiplantae, Streptophyta, Magnoliopsida, Asterales, Asteraceae. Gene Ontology annotation, biological process: protein phosphorylation. Gene Ontology annotation, molecular function: calcium ion binding; protein kinase activity; ATP binding.
GGUGUUCGUAUCUUCGUUUACUAUUCUUUCAAAGCUUUCAAGCAUCGUCACCAUCGUGCAUAAGCUGCCCACGUUCUUUCCUCUCUUCUUCCUUCACCAGUCUCCCCUGAUCUUCACCUUAAAUUAUCCUUAUUAAUCCAAUUUCAUCCCCUGAAUGUCCUUUCUAUCCACCUCCCACUUCUUCUUUUCCGCAGUUACAUCUGGGGUUCCAAUUUCUUAGCUCAAUUCCAUCGGGGUAUCCCAUAAUCGAUCAAAAAUGGGUGUAUGUAUCAGCAAAAGCAAAAGUUCUCCAAGAACUGAUGUGGGGAGUCCCUAUGAUCAGAGAUCGAAUGAGCCUAACAUAGUUUACUCCAAAUCCCCUGCUCCGGAAGCCCAAUUGCCGGCCAGAAAACAGCCACCACCACCCAGCCCCAAAAGGUUUUUCAAAUCGGAUACGAUUCUGGGCAAAUCAUUUGAAGAUGUCAAAGAACACUACACAAUGGGAAGAGAAUUGGGUAGAGGUCAAUUUGGGGUUACGUACAUGUGUACACAGAAUUCAACCGGGUUGAAGUAUGCCUGUAAGUCGAUAUCUAAAAAGAAAUUGAUUACAAAGGGGGAUAAAGAGGAUAUGAGAAGAGAGGUUCAGAUUAUGCAACAUUUGAGCGGGCAAGCUAAUAUCGUUGAGUUUAAAGGUGCUUAUGAAGAUAAGCAAUCUGUUCAUUUGGUUAUGGAAGUUUGUGAAGGAGGAGAGCUUUUCGAUAGGAUAAUUGCAAAAGGUCAUUACAGUGAAAGAGCUGCUGCUUCAAUUUGUAGAUCGAUUGUUAAUGUGGUUCAUGUAUGUCAUUUUAUGGGUGUGAUGCACCGCGAUUUGAAGCCCGAGAAUUUCUUACUUCUGGAUAAGAGUGAGAACGCGCUUUUGAAGGCAACAGAUUUUGGGUUAUCAGUUUUCAUUCAAGAAGGAAAAUCAUAUCGUGAUAUUGUUGGCAGUGCGUAUUACGUUGCGCCAGAAGUGUUGAAGCGUAAAUACGGGAAGGAAAUAGAUAUAUGGAGUGCAGGGGUGAUGCUGUACAUCUUACUCAGUGGUGUACCUCCAUUUUGGGCUGAGACGGAGAAAGGAAUAUUUGACGAGAUUCUGAAAGGAGAUAUUGAUUUUGAAAGUGAUCCAUGGCCAUCGAUUUCUACAAGCGCCAAACACCUCGUGCAAAGAAUGCUUACACUUGACCCUAAGAAGCGUAUAACUUCCGCUGAGGUUCUUGAGCAUCCAUGGAUUAGAGAAGAUGGAGAAGCAUCAGACAAGCCAAUCGACAGUGCAGUCCUUUCUAGGAUGAAGCAAUUCCGAGCCAUGAACAAACUCAAGAAACUCGCUCUCAAGGUGAUUGCUGAAAAUCUAUCAGCUGAGGAAAUCCAAGGGCUAAAAUCGAUGUUUAUGAACAUGGACACGGACAAAAGUGGCACAAUCACCUACGAUGAACUUAAAACAGGGUUGGCUAGACUCGGGUCAAAACUCAGCGAGUCUGAAGUCAGACAACUCAUGGAUGCUGUAAGUUUUUUCCAACUUUCAAGAUUUAAAGAUUGUCAUCAUCUAAUAAUAAUAAUACUAAUACUGGUUCUGUGUUACAUACAGGCUGAUGUAGAUGGGAAUGGGUCAAUUGACUACAUUGAGUUCAUCACAGCAACAAUGCAUAGACACAAACUAGAACGUGAAGAAGAUUUGUACAAAGCAUUUCAGCAUUUUGAUACAGAUGGCAGUGGGUUUAUUACAAGAGACGAACUGGAAUCAGCAAUGAAAAAAUACGGAAUGGGAGAUGAAGCUACCAUUAAAGAGAUUAUUUCGGAAGUGGAUACGGAUAAUGAUGGGAAGAUUAACUAUGAAGAAUUUUGCACAAUGAUGAGAAGCGGGACACAGGGAGGAAAGCUGUUCUAAUACAUCACAUGUACAAUGCUGUCUUGAUUCAUUCAAUUGUUUUUGGUUUUUACUUUUUAUAGUUAUGAAUUGAUGAUCUUUUAAUUCAAACUGUAUGCUAGUGACUAACUGGCUCUUGAACCAGCUUUUGUGUAUGUAAUUUGUUAGUAGUGUUAAUGGUUUCUGCAAACAAGUGAGUUAUUUCAA